Messenger RNA from Apiotrichum porosum, 1719 nucleotides. RefSeq lists its product as uncharacterized. The transcript is spliced from 7 exons. The record is from RefSeq and is a predicted model, not a curated record. NCBI's taxonomy places the organism in Eukaryota, Fungi, Basidiomycota, Tremellomycetes, Trichosporonales, Trichosporonaceae. Gene Ontology annotation, biological process: microtubule-based movement. Bases 1 to 1719 code for a protein of 572 amino acids.
AUGCCGUCUCCGGCCUCGUCGAGCGUUCCCCUCCCCGUCCCGCCCUCGACACCACAGGCUCCUCAGACACCAGCCAAGCACUCCUCGGCAGCAACAGAUGCGAGCUCGCUGUUGACAACACCUGGACCUGGCCCGGGCCGGCGCCCGCAUGUCCUCUCCCCAGCCUAUACAAACUCGCGCCGACACUCGCUGUACGGUAUCGAGGACCGCGUCGUGAUCGAUCCAGGUUCGCGCGCGUGGAAGGUCGGAUUUUCAGGCGAGCCUGACCCCCGUGCCGUCUUCUGGUCGGCCCGCGAUGCCGGGAGGAUUGGCGCCGGCGAGAUGUGGGACCUCGACCUGGCUGCCGUGCAUGGCGCUCGCGGGAGCAGGACCGAAGCGAGGCGGUUGGUCACAGCUAGGAUUGACAGGAAGCUGCGUGAUGUGUUUCACCGACACCUCCUGGCAGACGCAAAGGCGCGCAAGGUCAUUGUGGUCGAGAACACGUUCCUCCCGACCUAUGUCAAGGAGGAGAUUGCGCGUGCACUGUUCGAUGACCUCAAGGUCCCGUCAGUGGCAUUUACGCCUGCCAGCCUGCUUGCUCUGGCCAGUUGUGGACGCGUCACUGGUCUGGUUGUUGACUGUGGUUGGCUCGAGACGACCGUAACUCCUGUCUACUGCUCUCGCCCUCUGUACCAUCUCGCGCGCUCGAGCCCCCUAGCGGGCCGCGCCACCCAGAAACGCCUCUGUGCUCUCUUGCGACACUAUGGCCAGUAUCGGCCACCAGGUCGCGUCAGCUCGCCUCUUCCCCCCGCAGGCGUGCACCUUGCCUUGCUGUCCGACCGUGUUGUCGAGCGUGUGCUCUCAGAGGCGUGCUUUGUUGCUCCUACUGGCCCAACCACUACGCCAUGUGCGUCCACUGCCGAGCCGGCCGAGCAGCUCCAGGAGAUCGACGAUGCAGCACUCAUGGCUGCCCUUUCGGACAGAUACCAGCCCUCCACCGCCGCCGAUUGGCAUCUCGCCAUUCCAGACUCGCGUGGCGUGGGGCCUGCAGCGGCCCUAAUCGUACCCGGAUGGAUGCGUGAGCGCGCCGCAGAGGUCCUGUUCGGAGAUGGCCCAGAAGAGGUCCCUUCGGUUUCUGAGCUCGUCCUGGAUACGCUUCUGAAGCUGUCCUCGGCCGUCCUCGUCACUGGCGGCACGGCAAGUCUGCCAGGCAUGGUCGCGCGUCUGCGCGACGAUGUGCUGCACCACCUCCACGAUCCCGAGAGCACUGAUCAGCCAAUGGACCACCGUGCCGAGCUCGCCGCGUAUCGCCACCGGGUGGCCAACAAGUACGCUCCCCUGCAUGGUCUCGGACGCAAGUUUGCUGUCCUCAACGACCCCUCUCCUCUCGACAGCACAUCAGGCAGCAGUAAAGGAGGAAGCGCGCCACGCUGGGCUCCGAGCCUCAUGGCAUGGGUUGGCGGCAGUCUUGCAGGCAUUCUCAAGACCUCUGCGCCAGAAAUCGCGCGCGAGGACUAUGACACCCGCAUGGCCGACAGCCAGACACGCGGAGAUGUCUUCCGUACCGCUCUCGAAGAAGAACGCGACGGCGAGCCUGCUGCCGCCGUGGGACUGGCCCUCAACGACAUGGGACCCGGUAUGGCUGUUGGUGGUAUUCUUGGGCCACUCAGGAAGCGCGGAUGGGUCGACACUGGCGCCGUGCCAGACUGGACAACGGCCAGUGUCCGGGCCGGUGUGUAA